AUGUUAGUAACGAAACUUGAAUCACUCUCGAAUGAAAUAUUGAUUGAUCUUAUAGAAAAUUAUAUUAAUGGAGUUGAUAUAUUUAUUUCAUUGAUUAAUCAAUUAAAUAAUCGUUUUGAUGAUCUAAUUAAUCGAUGUAAACGAUUUUAUUCCGAUUUUACUGGUAUUAGAAAGUCAGAGUUUAGUUUUUGUAUGAAACUUCUAUCGAAUAAUCAUAAUAUGAUAACAAGUUUAACUUUAUCUGAACGUGAUACACCUGGUCAAAUUCAUUCAUUUCUAUGUUCAUUUCGAUCAUUUGAGCAAUUCAAACAACUUCGUCGACUUCAUUUAGAUUUUGAUGCUAAUUCAGUUGAUAUUAUGGAUCAAGAACUUCAUUCUAUAUUAAAAACAUCUAUUCAUACAUUAUCAAUCAAAGGUAAAAAUGUUCGUUUAUUAUUUGAAUUUAAUUGUAUUGUUUUGGCUAUGUUGACAUUAACAAAAAUUCGACGAUUUUUUCUUUCCAUUGAUAUUCAACCAGUUUUUUGUUAUUUUCCAUCAUUAAAUUUAAUUAAACUUGAAUAUUUAACUAUUGAAGGACGAGAUUGUACAUGGAAUAAUGUCAAAGAGAUAUUAAAAUGUGCUACUAAUAUAAUUUAUGUAAAUGUAAGAAUUAUUCAAGAAUUAUCAAAUUCAACUGAAUUAAUAAAUGAUAAACAAUAUAAUUAUAAAUCAUUAACAAAACUUCAUACAUUAAUAUUUGAAUUUAUUAAUGAUUAUAGUUCAAUAACAUUUGAUCAACUUGUAUAUUAUUUUAAUAUUAUGCCCAAUUUACAUAAAUUAGAAAUAAUUUAUACAGCUGGUCAAUAUCGUUCAUAUUUCAACUUGGAAAAUGUUAUUUGA
This is a messenger RNA of Rotaria sp. Silwood2, 879 nucleotides long. The record is from the annotation of a GenBank genome assembly. Lineage: Eukaryota; Metazoa; Rotifera; Eurotatoria; Philodinida; Philodinidae.